GCACUCACGGCAAGCACUCAAUGACGGUGUGUGCAUUUUUCAUUUUCAACAACGGCGCGAUUUUUUCGGGUCGUUCGCUUCAAUUGGUAACAAUCGAUUUACCAUAGUAAAAGUGCUGUUUUGUCUCCAUUUAAAUGCUUUUGUUGUCAAUUUAAAAACAUUUUCAUUUUUUUUUUCUUUUUCGUUCAUUUUUCUUAUUCUUCUUCGUCUUCUUCAUAUGUUCUUUGCAUUGAUUUGUUUUGCAAAUAAUUUGCCCAAAUCAACGCAAUGUAUUCACAUUGUGUGCUAAUAUUAAAUCAAUUACAAAAAACAAAUAAGUGUUGGAUAGAGUGUUGGUUAUAUCGAAAACCGCGUAAGGUGUGCAUUAAACAAGUAGAUGCAGUCAAAUCAAACCUUUGAUAUUUACUUUUGUAAACAAUAAUCUUGGAAAAAGCUCACAACGUUGGAAUGGCGCAGUAUGAGUGUUUAAUAAGUUUUGAAAGUCAUUUGAGUUAAAAAAAAAAAACAGGGAAUAAAAAAAAAUGCCAACCGCUAGAAAAAUGUUUUCAGUUUUAUAUGCUGGAGAAAAAUUGUUGAAAAUAAAUCACAUUUUAUAUGAAAAUUAAAAUCCGCGUAAUUUCCCUCGAACAUUGAACAGAGAUACUGUAUUGGCUGUUUAAAUAUAAUCUGACAGUGAUCUGCGCGUGCUGUAAAACUUUGAUAAAUAUUUGGUGAACAUAAAUUAAACAUGAUAAUGAAUGGUCAAGUAUAUUAUGACUGUGCAAAAUGAUAAAAUAUCAAAGGUGAAUGUUCCCAAAGUGAGUGUAUGCGUUGUAAAAUUAGCCAUUCGCAUAGCACUGUUUCCAAGUAAAGGGAUUACUACUGCUUUACAUUUUAUAUUUUAUUUGUAGUUUUUAUAUUUAAAUUCCCAAAAACGUGAACCAAAGUGUUCAUCAAAUUUAAAAUGUCUAAAUAAAAAAAAGUUAUCCAGAAAAAAAGAAAUGAAAUUUCAAUUAGCAUAUCAUAGCUAGAUAAAAAGAAAACUAAAAGAUUUUGCUGCAGAAAAUACAAAGUAUACCAUUAUUAGCCAAAGUGAACGGGACUAGGAAAAUGUGUCGAAAACCAUACGUAAAUGUUUAUUUGUUGUGAGUAAGAGAGUGCUUAACGAGCAAAAGCCAAACACUUGAAUGACCUUACAGUUGAAACCAUUUGAGGAAGAAUAAACAGUAUAAUGAUCCAACAAUAGAAUGGAAAUAUCAAAAUAAAACGAUAAGAAAGGACACUCACACAAAAUAUUUUUGAACAAAAUGCCAUUCGGUCGUCGUUCACCUUUGGAGGCAUUUAAUGCAUUGGCGCUACCGGGUAGCGUAUUAGCCUAUAAAUAUAAUCAAUUCCGGCAGCGUCGUCGAGAAGCCCAAAGUCGUCGUGUCACUGAACGUGAACUAUCAGCAUUGCAUCAUAAAAUCGAUAAACUAUUGAAUAAAUUAGAAGAGAGUGAACCGGAGCCACCCACAUCAUCUGAGGAUGAAUGUGUCAUCUGUAUUAAUGCACGUGCAACAAUGCAAACAUCUCCAUGUGGACAUCGAGUCGUUUGUCGUCGUUGCUUUGUAAAAACAAUACAAAGCGCUGUUGCACAGCGUCUAUUACCAUUAAGAUGUGUCAUUUGUCGUGCACGAAUAAAUCGUCUCAUAUCCGGUUCGGGGACGUGGCGCUUACAGGAAUCAGCCAGCAAUUACUCGGUUGGAACUUCAAAAAGUUGGGCUGCGCCAUGUACCAGUAAAAAUGCUGGAGUUCGAGUAGCACAAUCGGCCAGUCUUUAUUCAAUGAGCUCAGGGUCAUCUAAUGUAUCUGGAAUUUCAUACGCAUCAAAUCGAUCAAGUAGCUCGGAGGCGUCAUGUUCAACAAACAAUUCCGGCACAUCUGGAACGUCUUCCUUAUCAUUAUCAUGUAAAAGUCGACAGGAUAUUCAUAAACAUGAGAAUUGUGGCGUUAAUUGUCUCGGUGCAAUACCACGCAAUUCUCAAUACAGUCAAUUUCAAAAAAUCCAACCGAAACCACAGCCGAUCCAACAUGAACAGCCAUCUCAUCAUGCAUCCAGUCCACAAAUUAAAAAACAACCUCUGUACAUUAACAAACGCAAUGCAAAUUAUACGCCAAAGAGCGCUUCAUAUAGUGUAUUUUCUAAUGAUAUGCAAAAUAGGCUGCCACCCAUCAAGGAAUUCCGAAGUCCGACUAAAGCGUCCAUCUCAUCACCAGCACGCGUUGCUUCUGCUCCACGACUGAGGUUUGCAUCGUAUACAUCACAAAAAUCAAAAUCUGUAUCAUCAUCGUCAUCACUCGAUACCGUUCCUCUAUUGGGUGCUACAUCGUCCACAAGCUCUCAAUCGACCGUUUCAAAAUUGGGCAUGACAGCAAAAGUGGCACCAAUCAAACCAAAGCCAACAAGUACACGAACAUUGGCAUCGCCAACUGAACAAAAACCAAACAUAACGACACCAUCAACGUCACGCAAUCCAUUUUUUAUCAUUUCUCUGAAUAAAAACAAAAAUACGGCAAACACCGAGCAAUCGACUUCGAAAGAAUGCAACAGUAAAAUCAAUGAAAAAAUGGUUAACGAAAACAAAAGAAAUGAAUAUUCGGCAGAAAAAAGGAAAAAAGAGGAAAAACUUCGCUUGAAAGCCGAAAAAGAAGCAAGAAAAGAAGAGAAACGACAAGCAAAAGAGGAAAAAAAACGUAGCAAAAAGGAUGUCAAGUACUUUUCUCUGUUAUGUGAUAAUAAAACCGAUAGCAAGACAAAAAAGUAAUAUAAAUAAACGUAAUUUUUGUUUUUUUUUUUCUAUUUGCCUAUUAGAAUGAAAUUUUCAUAAAAUAUUUAUUAAACUUGUGAACCUAUAGACAACUGUUAUAUUGUUAAACUUAUUUAUUGGGAGAAAAAAAAUCAAUCAGUUAAGAAGUAGUUGCAUAAAAAAAAACCAGUAAAUAGUAUUUUAUCAAAUAAAAAUAAAACAUGUUGAAUAAUCGUUCAAUUAAAUUCUAUUGUUCCUUCAAUAGCUACGAAAUUUUAAUUGCAGAAGCAUUUUUAAUGUAGGAUCUUAUUUGAAAACUAUGUAUCGGUUGGCUUGAUAUAAAUUUGCAAAAUUGGUGCUUUUUACGUGCUCAAAUGCAAACAACAUAUAUUAUUGGCUAUUCAAAAAGACGUAACAUUCAAAUGCAAGCCUCAUAACAACUGACUAACAUUCCAAGAAUUUAACAUACCAAUAACAUUUUGUUCGUUUU
Messenger RNA from Contarinia nasturtii (swede midge), 3255 nucleotides. RefSeq names its product flocculation protein FLO11. NCBI's taxonomy places the organism in Eukaryota, Metazoa, Arthropoda, Insecta, Diptera, Cecidomyiidae. The transcript is spliced from 7 exons. Bases 1287 to 2783 code for a protein of 498 amino acids. The record is from RefSeq and is a predicted model, not a curated record.